This is a messenger RNA of Penicillium cosmopolitanum, 2508 nucleotides long. RefSeq lists its product as uncharacterized. The transcript has 3 exons. Gene Ontology annotation, molecular function: zinc ion binding; DNA-binding transcription factor activity, RNA polymerase II-specific; DNA binding. The record is from RefSeq and is a predicted model, not a curated record. NCBI's taxonomy places the organism in Eukaryota, Fungi, Ascomycota, Eurotiomycetes, Eurotiales, Aspergillaceae. The coding region runs from base 1 to 2508 and encodes 835 amino acids. Gene Ontology annotation, biological process: DNA-templated transcription; regulation of DNA-templated transcription.
AUGUCUCGUCGGAGCAGUCAGGGGUACGACAUCUCUGUUAAUAACACGAAUCAUCCAAACUGGACGCCACCUCUGGUCGUUAAUCCCGAAACAUCAAUGUCUAAUGGUGAAAUGUCUAUAGCGCCCACGCGGUCCAUGGACUUAAACAUGCUGCAACCACACUUACCCUCCCCUCCCAUUCGGAAUCCCGUAGAGCAUAACAAUAUGCAUGGCAGCAAGGUCGCUAUACCCCGCAUCACCGGGCCGAAUAUCAAUCGGGGACGUCGACGCUCAGCUCGAGCCUGUGAAGCGUGCCGACAACGAAAAAUCAAGUGCGACGGGGUAAAGCCAACAUGUGGACAAUGUAACUACCACAACAACCAAUGCUCCUAUGAAGAUGUCAAGCGGGUGAGAGAACAGAAGGAGUUACAGCUUCUCGGACAUCGUGUGGAGCAUUAUGAGCACCUGCUGCGCAGCUUGGAAACAGAAGUGGAACCGCACACAGCACGCAAAAUUCGAAAAACGCUGAAGUGUAAAGGCGCCAACAAGUUCGACACCGGCAAUGAUGGCGAGGACUCGGAUUCUUCUGUUGGAUCUCUCGAGGAUAUCGAUGAGGUGGAUGAAGAUUUGAACCGCGAUGAGAAUACUCGAGCGGCUGGCUUCUUUGGCAAGAAUUCCGAGAUCUCGUGGAUGCAACGUCUGGAGCAUAAUGUCGAUCGCGACUCUACUCUAUCCCUUUCUCCCAUCACGCCGUUUUAUUCGAGUGACGCCCAAUCCUCUUCCCACCGGAAGCGGUCUCGCGAUGUUUCCAUCCACAUUAUGAACUAUCAUUUGGACGACCUGGCCAUCCCACCGCUCGACGACGCCGACCCCUUCGCCGUGCCGCCCCGUGCCCUCGCCGACGAAUACUUCAAUACCUACCUGACUUUUGUUCACCCAUCCUUCCCAGCGAUUCGAAGAACGACGUAUGUCGCCCAGUAUCGGCAGUUUUAUGACAUCCCAUCCAACCCACCUCGAAAAUGGCUCGGAAUUCUCAAUAUGAUUUUCGCCAUCGGAUGCCACUAUGCUCAGCUCGCUGAGCCCAAUGCUAGUCGCCAAGAGGAUGACUCAGUUUACUUAGCCCGAGCACGGAAAUUGGUUUUCGACGAGAAUAUUCUGUUUGACCACCCAGAUUUGCAGCAAACUCAGCUUGAGCUUCUGAUGGCCUUGUACCUUCUGUGCCUGGGACAGAUCAACCGAUCAUCCAAGUUUUCCAACAUGGCACUACACUCUGCGCUCUCGCUUGGCAUCAAUCUUCGCAAUACUGACGGUCGCAUUCACGAUGGAGCCAAGGAGGCCCGUGGUAGAUUAUGGUGGUCCAUCUAUUCGCUGGAACACCUACUCAUCUCAAUGAAUGGCCGAGCCUCCUGUGUGGGCGAUAGCCUUUGCUCUGUACCACUCCCGAUGCCAGCUGAGGAAGAGGCAUUCGAUGAUCCCGAGGUCCAGCUGCUAGUUCAGAACUCAACACGCCGUGAGAAUCAACUCAGGCCCACCCUCUUGGAAAAACAGACGCAGCGCAAACAGUCGGCUGCUUGGAUUGCAUCCCGCGAUCCAUCGCCGUCGCUCUUCUUCCAUCAUCUCGUCGAUCUGACUCUCAUCUCGCAAGCCGUUCUUGGCAAGGUCUAUAGCAUUGAGGGCAUCCGUGAAAGCGCCAGUCAGACGGAAUUUCGAAUUCAAAGUUACAGUCGGAACUUCGAUCGCUGGGUUUCUAAACUCACCCCCAGCUACCAGUUCAGUCUCCCAGACACUGGGUACUGGAAAGUCAAUCCCAACCUGGAUGAUGAUUCUCUUCCAUGCACACGGGAAAGAGUCUGCCUGGCGAUGAAUUACUACUCUGCAAGAAUCACUCUCUGCAGACCGUGUCUUACCCAAUCAUCGAGUACACCACCCAACGCCAGUCCUAACCCUGCAAACCCACAACAAUCACAACCAUCCGCACGCGCCAAACUCCGCGCAGAAAUGGCAACAAACUGCCUCCAAGCCGCAUGCUCCCUCAUCUCAAUCUUGCCAGAUACCCCCGAACUCUCCUGGAUUGCCCACAAGACACCCUGGUGGAGCGUCCUGCAUUUCCUCAUGCAAUCCACGACCGCCCUCCUCCUCGGACUAUCCUAUUGUUCCUUCUCAUCCCCUCCGAUGAAUGUCAGUGUCGAUAACUCGGAAAAAUCGACAUCGCAGUCCUCAAACACCACCCCAUCUUGGACCCCGCCCCGUCCACUCCUGGAGGCGGAUCUAAACAUCGCAGUUGCGGGGACUAAGAAGGCUCUCAUGUGGAUUCACACAAUGGCUGAGAUGGACCCUGCGGCCUGUCGUGCGUUUAAGCUUUGUGAUGGACUGGUGCAGAAAAUUGCGCCGGGAUUGGCUCUCGACUUGUCGGAUUGGCCCAGUGCGGAGACGCUUCCUGGUGGUGAUAUUCAUAUGGAUGAACGACUGACGAGAUUGGAUGAUUUGGUGGAUUUUGAGGGUGGUGCUGGGGAGGGUUACUUUGAUUAA